This is a messenger RNA of Momordica charantia (bitter melon), 510 nucleotides long. Lineage: Eukaryota; Viridiplantae; Streptophyta; Magnoliopsida; Cucurbitales; Cucurbitaceae. The record is from RefSeq and is a predicted model, not a curated record.
AUGCCUAUGAUCUCUGCUUCAGAUCCGUUGAUUCCUGAUUUUGCAACUUCUGGGAUAAAUUCUCCUUCAGUAGUGACUAUACCACAUAAUACUCAUCCUAUGCAGACUCAUGCUAACUCGGGUAUUUCCAAGAGGAAAGUGUUCAUGGAAACCUCUCUACCUAGUUCCUCUGUUGAACCUACUUCGUUUAUUGCGGCAUUUAAGUUGUCUCUCUGGAGAGAUGUCAUGGCUGAGGAAUAUGAUGCUUUAAUUCGGCAAAAUACUUGGGUUCUUGCUCCUCUCCUAGCAGGUAAAAUAGCUAUAGGCUGCAAAUGGUUGUAUCGUGUUAAACAUCAUCUCGUUGGAAGUGUUGCUAGACAUAAAGCUAGGUUGGUUACCAAGGGGUUUCAUCAAGAGGCAGUAUUGACUAUGAAGAAACCUUUAGCCCAGUUGUCAAUUGAAACUCACUGUUCGCAUUAUUUUCUCUCUUGCUGCACAGUAUGGCUGGUCUCUCCAUCAAUUGGAUGUUAA